AUGGGUCUCCCCUCUGGUAACUGCAAGGACAGCAAGGAUGGUUGGAUGGCGCUGCUCCCUCCGCUGCUGCCCCUGCUGCUGUCCCUGCUGCCCCUGCUGCCCCUGCUGCUGCUGUCCCUGCCGGUCCCCAGCGGCGCCCAGGAGCCCCCUCACACAGCGUGUUCUCAAAACACAAACAAGAGCUGUGAGUUGUGUCUGAAGAAUGUCUCCUGUCUUUGGUGCAAUUCUAACAAUGCGUGCCUGGAUUACCCGCUUAAAAAAAUACUACCGCCAGGUUCUAUUUGUAAGCUGAGUUCCGCACGCUGGGGUGUUUGCUGGGUGAACUUUGAAGCCUUGAUUAUUACAAUGUCUGUGGUAGGAGGGGCUCUUCUCAUCGGCGUGUUUGUCUGCUGCUGUUGCUGCUGCAGAAAAAAGAAGAGCAAAAAGCCAGAUAAAGAUGAAGAGAGAGCCGCUAGAGAGAGAGAUCAGAGGAAAGUGCGGCAAGAGGAAAGGAGGGCAGAAAUGAAGACAAGACAUGAGGAAAUCAGAAAAAAAUAUGGCUUGUUUAAAGAAGAAAACCCUUAUGCCAAAUUUGAAAACAACUAAAAAAAAAAGACCCUCUGGAACUUCAAGGAGUCCCAAUCUCCUCUUGAGAAAUGGAGCUGUUCUAAUCAAUGGAUUAACAAUUGUGUAAUCGAAGUACAGAACAUUUACUCAGGCGCCACAGUAUCCUUCCAUCGGUACAGCAUUAGUCAGGCACCUUCAAUGAAAAGCUUUUUCCACCCUCCCAAAGCUGAGCCCAGCUAAAUCCCGAUGCGUUGCUCCAACCGGCGAAACUGAUUCUAAACAAUAUAAACCUUCCCUUGCCUUGAAAUUUUAGUAAACCUUCUCAAGGAUCCAGGUAGGGCUAGGCUGCCUACUUCUUGAAAACCUUUCUUUAAAUCAUGUUUCUUUCCUCAUUUUUCCUACCUUUACUCCUUCUCGCUCCUAAAUGUGAAUAGGCAAAGAUUUCUUUUCACUAUUCUUCCCCCUAAUUUAGUAGCCCUAUUUAGUUCUUCCCUCACUCCUUUCUUUUACUACACUUACACUCCACGCUGUUUGUCUUUCCUCCCGUCUCCUGCCCCUUGCGUGGGCAGGCUUCUUAAAGCUAUGAUAAAAGUCACUUUUCAGUAUUUUCCUAGUAAGAGUGGAAAAUCCUGAGCACCGAAAUCAACGGACAUACCCUCUUCGCCCUGGUAAAGGCGACAUUGAUUUUAUUUCGUUAGAAUUGGUUUGUCCUGCUCUUGGUUGGAGUGGCGACCACUUUGGGUUUCAUUCUUUCACUGAAUAAGGAACGUAAACUUCCACUUCGGAGAACUCGAUCGUAUUAUGUGACAGAAUUAAGUACUUAAAUGUAACGGUAAAUCCGUUUCUAAGGUUGAGUGUAGCUAAACAUGUAUAUUUAAUGCAAACGCUUGGCUCUUUUUAAUCCUACCAUUCACCAGGAUAAGUAGACUGGAAAGAGUGCCUCAUUUUUUAAGCCUGUGUGGAUUAAAGCAGCAAUUAAAAAGCCUCUACUUUCUGGAAAAAAGCAAAACCACCGGGGAUGCAUUUUGCUCUACGUGAAGUAGUCUGGUGAUAGACUCAAGAAGGCAACUCUGUUGUCUCAGCUGGAGGCAGUUAGGUGUGCUGGCUUUUUUGUACACCUCAGGUGAUAAUCGCCUUCCUGGUGAAAACACAGCUUUUUGGGAUUCCUCUGAGCAUGAAAUAGGCCCCCUGAGGCAUUUGAGGCAGAUGUACUCCUUUCUGCCAACCCUGAGAGCCGAUAAACCCAAACUCCCGGAGCCUCAGACAGGGAUUGUGCUGGCUGGUUGUGCAGGACUCAGAGGCUUAGCUUUUUCCUCCUUUCUCCAGCUCCCACGAUAGCUGUCUAGUAGAUAGCCACCCAAGAGCCUUGUCGGGCUUAGUUGAAGCGAAGGGCCGCCUCCAAAAAUAUUCUUUUUUUUUUUUUACCAAUUUAGCUGAAACGGUGAAAACCAUCCUGCUCAACAAAGUGAAAUGAAAAUCUUUGGUUUUUUUUUUAACUGCAGUACAGUAACGCAUUAACGUCAACAUGUCUAUGCGGAAUUAUAUCCGCCAUAAUAGCCGGAUCUUCAGAUAACGUGCCUUAUAUAUUGAAGCUUUGAUUCGUCCUGCUUACCAUCACAGUUUGCAUACUCCUGGUGUGCUAAAAUAGUUUAGAAACUACAAUAAGCAAAAAUACCACCAGGGCUAGGAGGCUUUGGAUUUUUCUUUUCUGUUGGUCUCUCUGUCGCGCUCUCUCUGACCUUCUCUUUGUCACUACCAUCCCCACCACAGAAUCUCCUGUGGCUCUUGAAAAGAUUUGGGAAAUCGGUACCGUGAAGGAGACAUUUUUUUCUGAAUUGUUAAAACUCCCUUUAGGUUUGGGGAAAGAUGCGGGAAGAAAAGGUAGCAUUCCAGGUGACACUCCAAAUCCCAUUUUGGGAAAACUUGCUUAAGCACGGAAUGAAGUCAGUUGCUGUUCUUUUGAUUAUCUUGAAAUACAGUUUUUGCACUCCAAGGACAACUUUUUAAAAUACGUAUUAUGCCUUUACUGUGAAUUACCCUUUGAACACUGAAAUAUCACUGAUACGAAAAUGUCAUAAUGUCGGUCUUGAAUCCUCUUUCCCUCACUCAGUUCCAAGUUCUAAUUACUUCAAACCAAGUAGUUGGAAGUAGUAUUAUGGUAUACAGUCUAAAAGUAGUUUAGUGCAAUGUGCAAACUUUUUCUGUUUUAUAAUAUCAAAUAUUCUAAUGAACUUAUCAAUUUUAUAGGCAGAAGCUCAGUUAUUGAUGAAUCUAACAAAUCUGCUAACAUUAGAAUGAGUUUAAAUCUACAAAAUAACAUAGUGGUUAACAUCACGUUUUUAUUACACUUUUUGUGUUGUGAAAUCAUCUAACUUUAAUACUACAUUCCUUUUUUUGGUGAUAUGUUAUUUUUGCUACUGGACUAACAGAACUCUACAUUGCAAUCACAAGCAAAAUUUGUGAAUCUUAAGAUACAUUCCUUUUUUUGGUGGUAUGUUAUUUUUUGCUACUGGACUAGCAGCAACUCUACAUUGCAAUCACAAGCAAAAUUUAUGAAUCUUAAGAUGUUCCUAACUCCAAAUAAACAGGGUCAAUAAAUGUA
Tachyglossus aculeatus (Australian echidna) is the source of this 3148-nucleotide messenger RNA. It is a transcript of the gene PTTG1IP, whose product is annotated as PTTG1 interacting protein. The transcript has 8 exons. Gene Ontology annotation, biological process: protein import into nucleus. Bases 1 to 585 code for a protein of 194 amino acids. The record is from RefSeq and is a predicted model, not a curated record. NCBI's taxonomy places the organism in Eukaryota, Metazoa, Chordata, Mammalia, Monotremata, Tachyglossidae. Gene Ontology annotation, cellular component: nucleus; cytoplasm.